Messenger RNA from Babesia bigemina, 861 nucleotides. RefSeq names its product Outer capsid glycoprotein VP7. Bases 1 to 861 code for a protein of 286 amino acids. The transcript has a single exon. The record is from RefSeq and is a predicted model, not a curated record. Lineage: Eukaryota; Apicomplexa; Aconoidasida; Piroplasmida; Babesiidae.
AUGUCUCUCAUUAACAAGAGUGACGAAGUUGCGACUGUUACUACACCACAUUUAUAUAAUGAUUUCGAAAAGAGUGGGAAAUGGGUCGUUGCGCGAUACUUUAAUGGCUUGGCAUUAUCACCUAUCAAUGGCGAAUGCCGGUGCGUCGAUGCGGAAACAGGUCAGCUGAAGGCCAAGAUAGAGAUUCGAAUGAGAACCGAUUACGUUUGCGAUAUUGCUAGCAAAAUAUUCCGAAACCGUAUGCUUCCUAUCACUGGGCCGUGGUGUUCGGUGGUGCUACAUCCUGGUAGCACCUUGACCAUAAAAUUUCCAAUACAGGCCAUAAGCUCGGCAUCUACUGACGAUACCCCACGCACUUCAUUCUCCCAGCUGCCGUACAUAUAUGAUUAUGAAACUAAAUUUUGGCCAAAAGACUUGAUUAAGCUGCGUCAACUGGUUGCAUCUUAUGAUGUAGAUAUUUACGACGAAAUAUUGUACGGCAAUGCUAUCGCUGGCGAUGCCCUUGCGUUAGAUGUGUCCCAAAUGGCCCGGGGAGAGGUGACACUGAAAUACCAUCUGGACGAACCUCUUGCUCUACGAAGUGGAUUGAACUCGUUUUAUUCUCAUUGGACAUUGAUAUCUAGGAAUGACUAUGUCCCAGACAACAUAAGCGCCGUCGUCAAAGUCUCCUUAGCGUUUACCCACCAGUACGGGAUCCUUGGUUGCGACCGAAGGCGGCCAAGUGUAUUUGACGUGGGCUUAUCCAAGAAUUUUUGUCUACCAAAAUCAAUGGGAUUUGGAAUAGGGGAUUUGUAUGAAUGCUCAUACGAUAUAAUGCGGGACGUUAGAAAGGUCGGCAUUCGCUGCGGGUCCAAUGAGUAG